UUUUUUUCCUUAAGAAAAAGUCGAUAUGUCGUUCACUACGCGAGGCAUCUAUCAAUAAUUCUCACUCACAAUCAGCGUUUUACUAUAUAGAGUUCAUUACUCUUUUUAGCAAUCAAAUAAUAUUUUAAACUUUGUUUUAUUUAAUUGGAUUACAAAAAAUCCAAUUAAUACAAUACAAUGAUCAUUUUUUUAGAUUAGAGUACUUAUAAUAUGACAACCAUUGAAACUGAAGUACCCCAACUUAAAGGAGGCCAUCCACCAGCCGAAAAAAUUUCUGGUGGAAUCCGAAUUGCGCGCAAAGAGCGUAAUCUAUCCGAUGAGAAGGAAAUGUCUGCAGAGAAGUCUGGUUCUCCAACCGAAUCUAAUGCUUCGGAAGAGUCACGUCUUUCUGAUGAAGCUAACAAACGCCAAGCUACCAAUACCAAUCGUGACUUUCCACCUGAGGCUAUCCGUGCUUUCCACGAGAAGCCGCAUCCCUCUCAUGAAAUACACGCUUCGAAUCGCGGCAAUACUGCCAAAAUGCAAUGUCACCGUCAAUUCCAGCCUCGCAAACAAUAA
Messenger RNA from Meloidogyne enterolobii, 558 nucleotides. NCBI's taxonomy places the organism in Eukaryota, Metazoa, Nematoda, Chromadorea, Rhabditida, Meloidogynidae. The record is from the annotation of a GenBank genome assembly.